CUCUUUCCAUCUUCCCUAGCGAGGAGAGAGAGAGAGAGAGAGAGAGACGGAGAGAUUUAUUCAAGAGAAGCGUAUUAUUUUGAGACAACUGCCACCAAUUUACAGAGAGGCUUUCCUUCCUUCCUUUUCUUCUCUCUUUCCUCUUUUCACUUACUUCUGUGGAUUGGAUUCUCAAGGGAUCAAAAGGGCCCUUUUUGAUUUUGCUCCUUCUCUGUUUUCGAUCUGAGGGUUUCUCUCUCGACUAUUUCGCCGUGCGGCUCGCUGUGGAGGGAGAUCGGCAGAAGCGGAGGCCAAUUGGGGGGAAAGGGCAAGCCGUAGCUAGAAAUCUGGGUCUUGGGUUUGGAGAGAAAACGGCUGAAUUUGGCGGUGGGGGGUGAAAGCAGCGGAGAUCGAGGAGGAGGGAAGGAGGAGCCAGAGAGCUGCUGGCUUCUAUUUGCUGUCGUGUUGGGAGUGGGAAGUUGAUCGCUUUACUCUGAUUUGGUUUGUGGGUUCUGAUAAUCCAUUUGUUUUUUGGUUUGGGGUGAGAAAGAGAGAAAGAUGUGGUGGAUGAUGGGUGAGAAUGGCGGCCAUUACUGCUCGAAGAAGACAGAUGAUAUAUGUGGUGAUGUUUGUGGUCAGGACUCUGGCAGGGUCUUGAGCAUGUCAAGGAUCAAGUGCAUCCUUCGCGGUGUGGAUUUGAGGACGAUUUUGUUCCUCUUCAUCCUUGUGCCUACAUGUGUAUAUGGGAUUUAUUUACAUGGGCAAAAGAUCUCAUACUUCUUGCGGCCACUAUGGGAAUCACCACCGAAAGGCUUCAAUGAAAUUCCGCAUUACUACAAUGAGAAUGUAACAAUGGAGAACCUGUGCAAGCUCCACGGCUGGCGGAUUAGGGAGUUCCCAAGGCGUGUCUAUGAUGCAGUUUUGUUUAGUAAUGAGAUGGAUAUCUUAACACUUCGGUGGAAGGAAUUGUACCCCUACAUAACUCAGUUCAUUCUUCUGGAGUCUAAUUCUACAUUCACCGGGACCGAGAAACUCCUCUAUUUCGCCAACCAUCGGGACCAGUUCAAAUUUGUCGAGCCAAGGUUGACUUAUGGAAAUAUUGGUGGCAGGUUCAAGAAGGGAGAGAAUCCCUUCAUCGAGGAAGCAUAUCAGCGAGUCGCGUUGGACCAACUUAUUAAGGUUGCAGGCAUUUCAGAUGAUGACUUGUUGAUAAUGUCGGAUGUCGAUGAGAUUCCAAGCAAGCAUACUAUAAAUCUCUUGAGAUGGUGUGAUGACAUACCUCAAGUCCUCCACCUACGGUUGAGAAAUUAUCUAUAUUCGUUCGAGUUUUUUGUGGACGACAGCAGCUGGAGAGCUUCUGUCCACAGGUAUAAGAUGGGGAAGACAAGGUAUGCACACUAUCGCCAGUCGGAUGACAUAUUGGCCGAAGCCGGGUGGCAUUGCAGUUUUUGUUUUCGGCGUGUGAGCGAGUUCAUCUUUAAGAUGAAGGCUUACAGUCAUUUUGACAGAGUGAGGUUCAAACGUUAUUUGGACCCUGAAAGAAUCCAGAAGGUGAUAUGCAAAGGUGCGGACUUAUUUGAUAUGCUACCUGAGGAGUAUACCUUCAAGGAAAUCAUUGGGAAAAUGGGUCCUGUUCCUCAUUCUUAUUCGGCAGUUCACCUUCCUUCUUACCUUUUGGAGAAUGCUGAUGAGUACAAGUUUCUCUUGCCCGGUCAUUGCAUGAGAGAAAGUGGGUGAUUCUGGUUUUCAAUUAUCCCGACAUUUUGUUGCUGUAAAGUUGAGUUGGAUGUCGAGGAUUCCAGCUCAUAUGUUUGAGAACCGAUGGAUUUGUCGCUAUUACCGCCAUGCUGCAAUUUAGAUAUCCCCAUCUUGAGGUGUUUGGAUUGCUUGCGGCAGAUUUGUGAAUGAUCAAACAUUAUGUAUAUAGCCUUUCUUCCGGGUUUGAGCUUGAUGACAGGAGGUGGUGAGUGGAGUUUGACCAAGGCACAAGAAACUUGCUGCGAUGCGAACAGUCUGCUAUAAUGUUGUUUACAAAUACCCUUGUGCCUGUGUAGUUAUUAGAAUUUAUAUGAAACAUGGAUUCUCCAAGGAAUGCUGGAAACAAUUCGUUGUGAGGGUUUCACUUGAUGAUGUCCGCUUCAUGGAGGGGGGAAAUUUUGUGUUGGAAACAUUUAUUUGAUGAUGUGUCAUUAACUCUUUGAUUCAUGAUUAUAUCCGGAUUUUUGUUUAGAUCUCUAAUUGUGUCGAGAGUACGGACUCCCACUCUUCCAUACCUGUUUCCCUAAGUUACAGACUUACAAUUACAGUGGUCUAAUUACUAGGUGGCCAAGCAAGCAUCUGCGAAAUUUCGCAAUUGUUUUUUCCUCCUAUUUGAGAAAGAUCAAACAUCAAUGAACCGAACGUGGUGGCAAGAUCUUGCUAAGAUUCCAUCACUGUACAGACUUUCUUAUUGUUGCGGGAGGGAGGUUACAAGGCAGGCUUCUGCCUUAUUGUAUGGAGUUUUUAUGGUAAGACAUACAUAUAGUCUGUAAGAUUCCAUGCGGCCCCAAUAUAAUAUUCAGGGACAA
This is a messenger RNA of Linum trigynum, 2546 nucleotides long. The record is from the annotation of a GenBank genome assembly. Lineage: Eukaryota; Viridiplantae; Streptophyta; Magnoliopsida; Malpighiales; Linaceae.